Neltuma alba is the source of this 692-nucleotide messenger RNA. Its product is annotated as gibberellin-regulated protein 6. Bases 62 to 379 code for a protein of 105 amino acids. The record is from RefSeq and is a predicted model, not a curated record. The transcript has 4 exons. NCBI's taxonomy places the organism in Eukaryota, Viridiplantae, Streptophyta, Magnoliopsida, Fabales, Fabaceae.
CCUUCGCAUCUGAAUCAAACCAACCAACCGAUCAAACUCUUUUCGAAGCAGAGUCAUAGCGAUGGCCAAGUUUGUCUGUGUUCUGGUUCUAGCAUUCCUCGCCAUUUCCAUGAUCGCAGCCCAGGCUAUGGCCAAAGAUGCGGCUCAGUAUCAGCUAGACAGUGGGAAUUACGGACCUGGGAGCCUAAAGUCCUAUCAGUGCCCAUCACAAUGCACGAGAAGAUGUAGCCAAACACAGUACAGGAAACCAUGUAUGUUCUUCUGCCAAAAGUGCUGUGCCAAGUGCCUCUGUGUUCCACCGGGCUACUAUGGCAACAAGGCCGUGUGUCCCUGCUACAAUAACUGGAAGACCAAGCGUGGAGGACCCAAAUGUCCUUGAAAAGGAACCCAAAUUCAAUCUUUAUUUCUGGGUUUCAUCUGUAGAACCAUAUUAAUGAGCUCAUUAGAAGCAUUGGGGUUAAAAUCAGUAAAUGAGGGGUUACCAACGACUAGUUAAUUUACUGUCAUUGUUAAUGUUCCUCUCAUCCAUUUCUUUUUAACUACGAAGGGUAUCUCUGCCGCUCAAUUAUAUCUUAAUGUGUUGUAGAAUACUGAUAUUUAUUGUAAUUUUUGAAGCAAGGCAAUGAUGAACCAUUGGACUUUGUUUCAGAGGCUGUUUUGAUUUCCAUUCAUAAAAUCGGUGAUUGGGUUUA